AUGGCCAUCUUUGGUCUUAGGUCCCGCAAGUCCACUUCCUCCACCGCCUCUAGUUACAACAAGCACGCAUCGGACUCAGUCCCCCCUAAUCGUACCUCGGAAGCUGCCGACGCCAUCGGAGACACCCCCGAAUUCGGCCAAAUAUCCAGCCAUCGCCGUACCGGCCUCAACGCUUCCGAUUCCUCCUCUCUCCUCUCGCGCAACUCGUCCAGCAUGAAAAAGUUCUUUGGCAGCACACGUAGAAAGGGCGCUCAGAGCGUUGACGGCGGCUCGCCCGCACAGGCCCACAAGAACUCGCCUGAAUCGGAUUACUUCAACAAUGCCAACACCAAGCGUGCCAGCCACACCAGCCUCAACAAGACUACUACCGCAACAAGCCCAGCGCCCGUGAUCACACCAUCGGCCAUCGCUCCGUCGCUCAGCAGUCCUGCUGGACCUGGCGGCAAUUUUGCAGAAGCCGUUGGUCGUGACGUAUCCGGCGGUCUCGCUCCAUCUCCUGCCGUACCUGCCGGACCACGCCCAUCCGAACUCUUUGCUGGUAAAGGCGUGCAAUGGAAUCAGAUCGAUCUCACCUCUCGCGACAUCACCAAGCCCACCGACGCUGCCUCUACGACCGUAGAUAUGCAGAAAUUCCUCAAGGAGAGGCGUCAGUGGAUUCCUACUUUCAAGGACUCGGACACGGUCGACGAAACCUCGGUUGAGCUGCCCAAGUCGCUCGACCAGUUCGCGUUCGCCACUCCUGCUGAGGUCUCCAAAUCUUCAGCCGGACUCAAGAGCCUCAAGGACCUCGAGGACACUCACAAGAGGAAAGCUGCUCUGCUGAACGAAGCGCCCCUCUCCAGCUCUGCGAGCGGCACCAUCUUCGAAGAAGCAGGUCCUAGCAGUGGAUCGAGGUACGCUGCUGAUGCUGCUGCCACUGCCGGGUCUAAGUCGCCGACUCAGGCGCUUCCGCCAGCCCCCGCUCAACCUUCUCGGAACCAGUCUUUCCGUACUUCCUCCUUCGCCGCUGCAACCGAUGCGGCGUCCACCCGCAAAUCAAACAGUCUCAACCGCAAGCCACCUCCCACCCUCGGCGUCAACGGCGGCGGUGCUGCUCCGGCCACGUCCUCUCGUGACAUUCCUCAGCGCAGAAGUUCGGUGCGAAAGGAGCUGUCAGAACUGGCUCUGGGUGACGCUUCCGAGACGCCGACAGAGGCGAUCCCAUCGGCUGCUACCGUUGAUGCAACUGCCAGUGCCACCGAAUCGCCUCGUCCCGCCAAUGGAAGAGUAGACCAGAUCAAAGAGCAGGCUGGUGCCUCAGACCCACAACCACCAGCAGCAGCAGCCGCAGCGAGACCUGGAACGGCGGCGUCGACGCGCAGCGUGGCACCCUCCAUGGAGACGGCUGGGUUCGUUACACCCACUGGAACCCAAUCGCAAGACGGCGACCAUGCCCAAGUGAUUCAGAACACACUGGCACGUCCAGAGCAGCCUGCGACUCCAACAGGUCUAGCUCAGGAAUUCACGCAUGACUCGUCUUCCACCGUCAUCGCACCAACCAGUCCACCUCGUCCACCCAAAAACGGACAGCGACCUCCUUCGCGACAGAACAGCCAAGAGCCCAUCCGCAGCGGUCUUGCCAAGUCGUCCAGCACGACCUUUGCUCGUCCUGAGGCAACACAGUCGGCCGGAAACGAACUCGUCGAGAAAGCUGCCCAAGCGGCACCAGCCUUGCAGAACAUCUUGCCGGGUACUGGUGCCGCCACUCGUCCUGAUGCCUGA
Pseudozyma hubeiensis SY62 is the source of this 1761-nucleotide messenger RNA. RefSeq lists its product as hypothetical. The record is from RefSeq and is a predicted model, not a curated record. The transcript has a single exon. Bases 1 to 1761 code for a protein of 586 amino acids. NCBI's taxonomy places the organism in Eukaryota, Fungi, Basidiomycota, Ustilaginomycetes, Ustilaginales, Ustilaginaceae.